Pseudoliparis swirei is the source of this 5303-nucleotide messenger RNA. It is a transcript of the gene lemd3, whose product is annotated as LEM domain containing 3. The transcript is spliced from 13 exons. Gene Ontology annotation, biological process: nuclear envelope organization; negative regulation of BMP signaling pathway. NCBI's taxonomy places the organism in Eukaryota, Metazoa, Chordata, Actinopteri, Perciformes, Liparidae. Gene Ontology annotation, molecular function: chromatin DNA binding. Gene Ontology annotation, cellular component: nuclear inner membrane. Bases 871 to 3369 code for a protein of 832 amino acids. The record is from RefSeq and is a predicted model, not a curated record.
AGCGGUUAAGCUGAGAACAUUACUUUAUUAAGAUGACAAAUACAAUUACAAGAUUAGCUGCAACAUGUAUUGUCAUAGAAGUAAAUCAAAGAAAUGUAUCUGGGUGGCGCCCUGAGAGAAAAGUUAAAGAAACCGACUAAAAUGUACGCCAGUUAUACAUCGAGUUGAAUCAAUACAGGAAAUGUACAAACAAAUACGAUGGUAACAUAUCAACUAGUACAAAUAGAAAGAACACACGUUAUUAAUACUAACACAAAAUGUAUGCAUAAAUAAAAAGUUAAGAGACAAAAUAUAGAAAAAAUAGAGUGCAGAAAACUCCUGAAGCAGAUCAAUUGUAAUGGCGCGUGUAUUUAUUUUUAAUAUGCUAAACAGUCUAAUUUCACAAAUCCAAUAAUGAAUAACUCAAUAGAUGGUAUACAUUCAGAAAGGUUGGCUUUAUGAAUGUGAAAUGUUAAGAUUAGUAAAUAUAACAGCAUAUUUUAUUUUCCAGUUCUUGUUUUCAUAUUACAAAAUAUCUAUAGCUUUCAACAAAUUGUGUGGUUUGCUAAACAAUCCUUAAGUUUUCUCGAGAACACUAGUAUAAUACUUAUAAAAUAAAUAAUCUAUUGUAUCUUCUCGCUGGAUAUAUUGUUUUAUACAAUUAUGUAGAGUGUGUUUCUCUUAUUUAUAUAUAUUUGUUAUACAUUUGCUCUACGUUUUACAAUUGUUCAGUUUAACAUAUUGUAUGCGUCCUGGGAAAGGUUGUAUAUCUGAGAAACUCUCAUUUACCGACAGUUUGCUGUUGAUUUUGAACGCAGCACAGUUAGUCUACUUCCGCUUCACUCACACGUCACUUCCGUUACACUACCAUCUGCGAGAGUUUUGUCCAAGAUGGCGUCAACGCAGUUAUCGGAUGAGGAGCUUUUCUCCGAAUUAAAGCGAUUUGGUUUCACUCCGGGCCCGGUAACCGAAAACACUCGGCCCGUAUAUUUAAAGAAAUUGAAGAAGCUUCGCGAAGAGCAACAGCAGCGGAGCUCCAGGCCGGGAAAACCCCGGAGCGGCGGGGCCGUCAACAGCACCGCUGGCGGAGGCAACACGGCGGGAUCCAGGCCGGACGGCCAUGACGUCACGCACCUGAGCUCGAGCAGGAGACCGGGCAGGAAGUCCUCCGUCCUCGGCUUCAGCUCCGACGAAUCCGACGCCGAAACUCCAUUGAAAAGAAAAGGCCUCAAUUAUAGCGGCAAGGCGGACCGAAGCUCCGGUUUCCCACAGCAACCGAAGAUAAGGCCCGCGACGACGCCGAGAGCGGCGAGCAAGAGUCCGCCGAACAUUCACAAUUCUUCCCCGGGUCCGAGAAGCGUCUCCUUGGGCUGGGGACUUCGUGCCAGAUCCAGUCCCGAGGCGGAAGGGAGAGAUUACGACGAAUCGGGGGACGAGGAUGACCGCGAGGGGGAAGCGGAGAAGAACUCUCGCUCUUUAAAUGGCUGCGGAGCGUCUCAUUUGAACACAAGCAAGCUGGCUGCGGAUUACUCGGACUCGGACGAGGAGGAGGAGGAGGCGGCGGCGGGCCUCGGUGCCAGAGAGCCGAGACGGAGCCACCAGAAAGCCGGGGUUCCUCUCCACGGAGCGGGCCGAGGGGCAGCCCGACCGGGUAACCCGCCCGAUAGUCUCAAUAUGCUGGGAAGCCGGAGGGAGGAGGGGGAGAAAGACGAGGCGAAGAGGAGGGACGAGGACCCGCCGGGAGGCUCUCGCAGCCACAACGUCCCCAGGAAAUCCAUCUACGUGUCCCUCGCGGAGAACCAACCAGGGGAGGCCGGCCACAACAACCACGUGGACGGGGAGGACGGAGCCGCGAGGAGCGGCGGCCGGUUCGCCAUCGGGUUGAGACCGCGCUUCUCCAACUACAGCAGCCUGUCCCAGACCUACAGGAGCGACCACUCCAACCACUCGUACAGCCAGGCGCUGCUGAAGCAGAAGCUGUCGGUCCCGGAGGACGAGCUGCUGCAGCAGUUCAAGCGGGACGAGGUGGCCUCCGCCGGGAGCUUCAGCGCGCACUACCUGUCCAUGUUCCUGCUCACGGCGGCCUGCCUCUUCUUCCUGCUGCUGGGCCUCAUGUACCUCAGGAUGAGGGGCUCCGGGUCCUCAGAGGUGGAUGGAGUCAUUAAGAACCACCCUUUUGGCAGCGACUUUGACGAUUACGACAAGGCGAUGAAGGACCUGCUCCUCAAGCUGCUGCUGAAUCUACACGACCACCUGGCCAACGUCGCCGGCCAGCACGACUGUGGAGACCAGCACCAUCCCAACCGGAGUCUGUCCAUGAAGGAGGCCUCUGCGUAUCUCCUGACUCAGAAUCAGGAGUUUGAGGGCUUCAUUGAAACGGCCCUGGAGUGGAUCAUCCGGACAGGCCAGGACGUCGGCAUACGGCUGAGUGGGACGCUCGCUGACGAGCCGCUGACCGAUGUGUCCGAGAUCUCUCAGCUGGAGUCCAGCCAUCCCAAGAUGCCCUUCACGUGCCGCUUCCGACGAGCCUUCUUCACAGUCAUCAGCAGAGUCUUCCUCAUUGCAGUCGCGGCCGGCUGCGUGUGGAGCGUGGUCUGCUACAUGAAGUAUCGCUGGAGGAGAGAGGAGGAGGAGACCAGGCAGAUGUACGACAUGGUGGAGCGGAUCAUCGAUGUGCUGAGGAGCCACAGUGAGGCCUGCCAGGAGAACCAGGACCUGCAACCCUACCUGCCCAUCCCCCACGUCAGAGACUCCCUGGUUCAGCCUCAGGACCGGAAAAAGAUGAAGAAGGUUUGGGAGCGGGCCGAGAGAUUCCUCUCGGCCAACGAGUCCCGGAUUCGAAAGGAGAACCAGAGGCUGGGCGGAGCGGACUUCCUGGUGUGGCGGUGGAUCCAGCCGUCGCUCAGUUGUGACAAGACCUCCUCGAUGCCUUCCAAAGUGUGGCAGGGGAAAGCCUUCCCUCUGGACCGGAGGAACUCUCCUCCCAACAGCCUGACUCCGUGUCUGAAGAUCAGAAACAUGUUUGACCCGGUCAUGGAGGUCGGGGAGAACUGGGACCUGGUCAUCCACGAGGCCAUCCUGGAGAAGUGCAACGACAACGACGGCAUCGUCCACAUCGCGGUGGACAAGAACUCGCGAGAGGGCUGCGUCUACGUCAAGUGUCUCUCUGCGGAGCAUUCGGGGAGAGCCUUCAAGGCGCUUCACGGCUCCUGGUUCGAUGGUAAGCUGGUGACGGUGAAGUAUCUGCGCCUGGACCGGUACCACCAGCGCUUCCCUCAGGCUCAGGGCUGCAGCGCCGCCCUGAAGGCGUCCAGCCUCCACGGCGGCGCCCCGGAACCCGCGGGCGCCGCCGCCGCAGCCCGCUCGGCCAACUCUUCGGGCUUCUCGUGAGGCCCGCCGUCGGCUUCCUCCGAUUUCUCCUCCCAGCACGACGGCACCGGUCCGCUGCUGCUCCCGCACAACGGGAAAGACUCCAGUCUGCGUCUCGGAGACGGCGAGGUUUCUUUUGUUUUUGUUUCUCGUUUUUUUCUUUUGUUGUCGCUUUUUUUUUUCUUCCCACACAGGACCGCAAGAGAAGCUGUUCAGCUGCGCGGUGUUUGUUUUCAAUAAUUUUCUUGUAUUAAAAUGUCAUGGAUUUAAUGAAGGACGCAAAAAGUCCUUUCUGAAAAGGGAUAUUUAAGACGUGCGCAGAGACUCCGCCCCCCUCCCUCCCUGCUCCGCCUCUUCCUCAGUCGGACUCUCGGCGUGACGGUUGUCGCGCCGCGUGGAACGGGCUGCGCGUAUCGAUGCAACACACGGGUGUUGAUUGCAAUCUACUCCCUGUGGUUAUUAUUCUGAUUAUUAUUAUUAUUUAGUCAAAGAGGAAGGUGUGAACGGUGGCACACGCUUUACGAUGCAUCGUCCGUAGUCAAAGCAAAACCAUGAGAUCACGUCUUUUAGUUUUUGUUUCUAUUCCUUCUUGUUGCUCAGAGUUCACACGGAGUUCUGUGCCCCCCCCCCCCCUCCUUUAACUUUUUGAUUCUUGUAAUCCAGCAGCGCUCCAGCCACCUGAAGCUUUCUCCUCUAGUUAUAAUCCUAUAUACCCCCCCCUCCCCCACGGUAUUAUUAUCUCCUAUUACAUUUUAUCAUGUGCCGCCCCUCAUGAGUCGGGUCACCUUUAGUCGGCGCGGUGCUGGUCCAGAGGAGCGCGCCGGGCCUCGCGGUGCUCCGCGGUCCAGUUUACAAGCCGAUGAUGUCACCGCUGGUCUCGGAUCAGAUCGGCCUCUCGCGGCGACGCCGCCACUCUUCUUAUUUUGCCAUAAGGAAGAACCGCGAGGUUGUUGCUCGAUCCCCGACGGUCCGACCCGUCUAGAGACCGCUUCGCAUCUCGAGGGUUCCCGACCGCUCGUGCGCGCGUUUGCGUGUUCAGAGGAUAAAAGACGCUCGGCAGACGACGCUACAUUUAUUUAACUUUUUUUCCGUAUUUUUUUAAUGCAGUGAAAUGAAUUGAGUUGGAUUCAGUAUUUGCAGUGUGUGUGUGUGUGAAGUCGUACAAGUGGUGCACAUGUCAAAACGUUUCCAAACCCGCUGCAACGGUUUGCAGCAAAGCAACCCAACUGUGCCUUAAAUGUGUGUGUGUGUGUGUGUGUGUGUUUUUAAUAGACAUGGCACUGCUGCAUCACUGGAGAAUGUGCUGGAUUUAGGAAAGGUUAAACGGGCGAGGAAGGCGGCCAUCGCUGUAGUUCUGCUAGAGUUUGACAUCUUCAGAUUUGGUAUUUUGAAGCAGUUUUCCUUUGAUAUUAAACCAAAUGCUUCUCUAUUUAUUAUUAUUAUUUCUUUUUUUUUAAAUCAGCUGUGGUGAUGUAUACACGACCCGUUUCAUAACGUUUUUCUUUCUUUCCAUCGAGGAUGGACCUCUCGCGUCCGCUUCCAAACGAUUGUCAGGAUGUGUACGAUGACAAAAUAAAGUGAACACCUUGCGAAAAUAAGCCAAUUUGAUAGUGCAUCACCGCGAUCUAUUUUUGUACGCCUCCGGCAGGGUCUCGGCCCGCUUUCCGACGAGGCCAAAUGCGUUGGCACUUCUCCAGUUCUGUGCUUCACCCUUUUUUAAAUGCAUUCUUCCCCUCUGUUGUAUUUUAAUGUAAACACUGUACAUUUAUAUAACUGUAAUAUGUAAUAUUAUAUGCAGCUUUAUUUCCCUUGCGCUGUGUGUUUUGACCAGUAGGGGGAGGUGGGGGGGUGAAAUGAGGAGGUGUACAAUACUACAGACAUUUAAGAAGAUACAGACGUUUUAAUGUAAUUUGUCAAUUGUACAAACGGCUCAAAUUAAAGGUUUAUUAGGAGUU